AUAUGAUAAUAUUCCAUUAAUUUCAGUCUGAAUACUACAUAAUCAAAGGGUUUGUUUGUUUAAGGUUUGUAAGAGGGAGUAUUAUCGUUUACAAUUGUACCAAAAAUAAAUUUCUGUCCAAAAAAAAAAAAGAAAAAAAGCCACAAACAAAUCACACGCUUUAAACUGUCAACUUGCCACGUAAAACAGACUAGAACACAUCGAUCCGACUGAGGUUUGAAAUUGGAAUACAGCGCGCGAAAGUGCUGCUGCAUUCAAGAGGCGCGGGCGGGCGGCCGACGCAUUGGGAUUUACACAACAUCAUCAGAAGGUUUUCCCCUUCGAGCAAUCAGUCAGAACAUGGGCUGGUCUUAUCCCCGAAUAUCCCUGCAAGAGUUGAUCAAAUUGAUCACAAACUUCAUUGAUAUGUUGGUUUUAGCUUCUGGCUAUCAAUCCACUGGUCGCCCCGCGCAUUGGGAUUCACACAACAUCAGAAGAUCCUUCCAAUGGGCGCUUUUUCUCCAGAAGGUAUUGAAGGACCUGACUAGUUCGAUUGAUUAUGAAGAAUCUGUUAAAGAGCUCGACGCUGCUUUGUUGGAAUUGAAAUCCAAUCCUCGUUUUCCUCAGGGUCUACUUCAUAUAUCAUGUGGUACGCUUGUUAAGGCUAGGGAUUUGCUGUUGGAGCAUUUAAUUCAGACCUUACCCUUGAGAGAAUCACAUUUAAAAGCUAUAAUGUUGUCUUGCGUUGAGAUGGACUUGAUCGAGCUUCAAGGAUUAGGGGACGAUGAUUGUGUUGUUGCCUAUGUAGACAAGUUAACGAGAGCAUCGCAAGACCUGGAUUUAAAUGGGGACAGAAGGGUUAAUCAGGGCUCUGAGAUUUCAAUUUUAAAUGGUGGAAGGCCUUGUGAUUUGGUCAAUGGAGAGUUUAGUGUGUCGGCUAUUCAAAAACUUAGACGGAGGCAACUGGCAGCAGCAGCAUGCUCGUCGGUGGUGGAUAAUGGUCUGGAAUGUCUCUGGAAUACUUUAAGGCUAAGUGUACAAGAUGAAUUUGGGAGUGCUUCAUGUUCGAAACUGACGAAGCAGACAGAAUGCCAGAUUGUAGAAGAAUUGCCAGUUGAAUUGGUUGUCUCGAAUCACUGGAGAUCCAGAAGUCUAUUGUAUAUGCUUCACAGGCGAACUAUGAGGCUUGUUUCCAGUGCUAGCUUGAUUUUUUCUGUGCCUGAUGACCAAUGGGCUCAAGUUUUCAAUCAAUUAAAAGCUUCGCCUGAGUGUGAUGAUUCGUGUGAAAUAAUAGAAAUUAUCUUAUUAGGAUGCAUUGCAGAUAGAUGGAGCACUCUAAUUCAACAUCUGAUGUCAGUUUCAUAUGAGUCCAUUCCUGUCUCGAGACUCUAUAAAGAAAUGUUGAACAUACGCCAGGGAAAGGCUCUAAACUUCGGUCUAAAAGAGGGUUUCAUUAAUCCUAAGGAAAAGAGUGCUGUAAACUUUCUUGAGUCGUUAUUCAGCAACGAUCUCAGCCAAUUAUGGAAACUACCCCCAAUUCUUGCAGCAGUUGCAAUUCCUUCAUGGUCACACUUGUUCACAUCAUAUCUUCGUGAGAUAGAGGGCCAGUUCUAUGGAAGUUCUCUCCCAACCAAGUGCUGCGGUUGUCCAGCUGAUCAGAUCGAGCAUAGGGAGUGUGAAGUAGCAGAAAGACUAUGGUGUCUUUAUAUAUUUCACGUGUGUAGAUCAAGAAGAACCACUGGUGCAUGAUUCUUGGUUGCUAUAGCUGGUGAGAUUUUUCUUUGUAAUAUAUGCUUCCCUCUCUACUAUUGUGAUCCUAUUUUAUCUGAAAGGUGUGAUUUGUUUUUCGGCUUUGCUUCUCGAAUGCGAGUGAGAUAUUAAUUUGGAUAAAUUAUAUAAUAUCUCAUUUUA
Molecule: messenger RNA, 1890 nt
Organism: Andrographis paniculata
Lineage: Eukaryota; Viridiplantae; Streptophyta; Magnoliopsida; Lamiales; Acanthaceae
Exons: 9
Coding region: 340-1728 (462 amino acids)
Biological process (GO): interstrand cross-link repair
Cellular component (GO): Fanconi anaemia nuclear complex
Source: RefSeq, a predicted model, not a curated record